AAGAGACAUCUUAAACUAUCCAGAAUACAUUUCAGAAGGAAAAGAAACAACAGAAAGAAAGAAAGAAAGAAAAAUGACUUUGAAGAUCAUCUGACAUUACAGUCUUUUGAAGGGGAGAUUCAGGUGUAUAAAACAGAUCGGGGAUCUGCAACUGGUUGCUCAACAUGAUAUAUAUCUUCUGGCUCCUACUAAGCUCAGCCCCUCUGGCUGAACUGGUAGCAGAUAAACCCAAGAGGUCAGCUCUGAACCAGCUCACCAGGACCCUCCUGCGUAAAUACGACUGUGGAGUGAGACCUGUUCAGAACUGGACCAGACCCACGCUCAUCCACAUAGACCUCAUACUGCAGUCGGUCCUUGAUGUGGAUGGAAAGACCCAGCAAGUAACCACAAGCAUUUGGUACAGGCAGAUCUGGACCGAUGAGUUCCUGGUGUGGGACCCCGAGGAGUUUGACGGGAUCACUGAGAUCUCCCUGUCCUCUGACGCUAUAUGGGUGCCCGAUCUCAUCAUCAGUGAAUUUGUGGAUGUAGGGGAGUCCCCUGCCAUCCCCUAUGUGUAUGUCAACUCGUCGGGGAUGGUGAAGAACAACAAACCCAUUCAGGUGGUGUCUGCAUGUGACCUGGAGCUGUACGCCUUCCCCUUCGAUAAGCAGAACUGCACUCUGACCUUCCGCAGCUGGCUUCACUCAGUGAGUGAGGUGAACCUGACUCUGUGGAGGAGUGCGGAGGAGAUCGCCAAUGAUCAGAAGUCGUUUAUGGACGAUGGCGAGUGGGAGCUGUUGUCUGUGCCCUCCCGCUACUGGCAGCUUCGCCUGGACAACAGAGACUAUGCCCACAUCCAGUUCAAUGUGUUGAUCCGCCGGCGCCCCCUGCUGUACGUGGUGAGUCUGCUCAUUCCCAGCAUCUUCCUCAUGCUGGUGGACAUCAUCAGCUUCUACCUGCCGCCCAACAGUGGCACGCGCAUCACCUUUAAGACCAGCAUCCUCCUAGGCUAUACUGUUUUCAGAGUCAACCUGAUGAACGAGAUGCCUGCCACCACCAUCAGAACACCACUCAUAGGUGCGUUCUUUGCGGUGUGCAUGGCGCUGCUGGUGCUGAAUCUAUCCAUCUCCAUCUUCGUGGUGAAGCUCCUCCACCACAACGAGAAGGAGGUCAAGGAGAUGUCAGUGUCCGCCUGCCUCCUCGACAAGUACGGCUCGUCCAGCCAGACCUUCCUCGAGAGCAACUUCACCUCUGUCAAAACACUGGUUGACGUGGAUCAGUGUGGGGGCUAUGAGUUUGACCUGGCUCCAGAGGAGGACCUGCUGUCCCUGAGCGAGCCCCAGGAGAGUGCUCCACGGCUGGAGAGGCUGCUCCAGGAGGUGGUGGCCCUGCGGCUCUACCUGCAGGAGGGGGAGAGUGACGAUUCUGCCCAGGCUGACUGGGUGGCCCUGUGCUGCAAGGUGGACCUCCUCCUGUUCCGAGUCUACCUGCUUAUCCUGGUCGUCUACACCAGCACUCUGCUGCUACUGUGGGCCAGCUGGAGCUCUGCAUGAGGAGUGAAGAGGAAUUGUUGUUCAAAUGUUAUUGGCAUGAGGAGAAAAAGGUUUUAUUUUGCUGUAAUCAAAUGUUAAGUCUGUUAAGGGUUAUUGAUGUGGGCGACGCAAUCCCUUUUCUCUCUCUUUCUUUUGAUACUGUAGCUAGAAGCUAUUGAGUGAACACUGUAUCCCCAUGUACAAUUGGAAGAUGGUCCCCGUAAAUCAAUAUGGGCUGAUUAACAUAUUCCUUCUGAUGUGUUUCUUCAACUGAAGAUCUUCAUAAAAAUAUAUCUUACUCCUAUUCUCCGGGCACAUUCCGUAACAUCAAUGUGAUGUUAUUCUACAUUAACUUGAAUCACCAUGCUCCCCUGAAACUUGUACCAAAUCAAUAAAGCACAUUCAAAGCCUAGCUUAGGCAACUGAAUUCCCUGUUGGCUCACUGAUAGUCAUAAAAAAGAUACAUGAGCUACUCAUAAAACCUUUGGCUGGGAACAAUCUUUGUAAAUAUAAUUUUCACUUGAACAGCAGACAUUCUUUGAGCAGAUCACAUUACAACCGGUUGUAUGGCCACCUCUGACUUGAGGAGAGAAAUGAAUACUGGUUAUUGUUCGCUGUAAUGUUAUGUUGUACAUUCAUAUUUGUGAUGUAACUUCUUAUUCCCCAUCAUAUCAAGCAAGUCGUGUUGCACGUUUUUUUAACAUCAACUGUGGCUCUUGGUUUGAUUGUGUAUCCUGUUUUUAGCUAGUGUUAUACAGGGAUAUAGAUGUUGUGGAAUCUUAUCAAAGCCUCCAGCCAGUACAGUGAGUAAAAGGUUAUAUCCACGAAAAUGGCUGAUUUGCUCUUAAUACACCUGUAUGCUUCUAACAUAGCCUGCAUUGUUAA
This is a messenger RNA of Coregonus clupeaformis (lake whitefish), 2396 nucleotides long. RefSeq names its product 5-hydroxytryptamine receptor 3B-like. The transcript is spliced from 9 exons. The record is from RefSeq and is a predicted model, not a curated record. NCBI's taxonomy places the organism in Eukaryota, Metazoa, Chordata, Actinopteri, Salmoniformes, Salmonidae. Bases 165 to 1532 code for a protein of 455 amino acids. Gene Ontology annotation, molecular function: transmembrane signaling receptor activity; extracellular ligand-gated monoatomic ion channel activity; neurotransmitter receptor activity. Gene Ontology annotation, cellular component: synapse; neuron projection; postsynaptic membrane. Gene Ontology annotation, biological process: chemical synaptic transmission; monoatomic ion transmembrane transport; signal transduction.